This is a messenger RNA of Cydia fagiglandana, 2789 nucleotides long. It is a transcript of the gene deltaCOP, whose product is annotated as coatomer subunit delta. Lineage: Eukaryota; Metazoa; Arthropoda; Insecta; Lepidoptera; Tortricidae. The record is from RefSeq and is a predicted model, not a curated record. Gene Ontology annotation, cellular component: COPI vesicle coat. The coding region runs from base 118 to 1650 and encodes 510 amino acids. Gene Ontology annotation, biological process: retrograde vesicle-mediated transport, Golgi to endoplasmic reticulum; endoplasmic reticulum to Golgi vesicle-mediated transport; Golgi localization. The transcript is spliced from 15 exons.
AAAUUCCAACAAAAAAUUAAAAAAUAUUUCUACACGUCAUCUGGCGACUGUCAAACAGUUUUACGCAAGGGUUUUCUUAUUUUUAAUGCAAAUUGGUCUGUUUUGAACAAUAACAAAAUGGUGCUUAUAGCAGCUACAGUAUGCACAAAGUCAGGGAAAGCCUUAGUGUCACGCCAGUUUGUGGAAAUGACGAAGGCGCGGAUAGAGGGACUGCUGGCAGCCUUCCCCAAGCUUAUGACUGGAGGCCGCCAACACACCUUCGUCGAGACUGAGUCAGUCAGAUAUGUGUACCAGCCGCUGGACAAGCUGUACAUGCUGCUCAUCACCACAAAGGCCAGCAACAUCCUCGAGGACCUGGAAACUCUCCGCCUCUUCAGCCGAGUGGUACCUGAAUACUGCACUCAGUUGACUGAAACAGAGGUGUUGAAUCAAGCCUUCAACCUGCUCUUUGCCUUCGAUGAGAUUGUGGCUCUCGGGUACAGGGAGAGUGUCAACCUGGCACAGGUUCGGUCCUUUGUCGAAAUGGAUUCUCAUGAAGAAAAGAUUUAUCAGGCCGUUAGACAGACUCAAGAGAGAGAAGCGGCUAACCGUAUGCGCGAGAGAGCAAAGGAGCUCCAGAGAGAACGACUGGAAGCCGCCAAGAGGGGCGGAGCGCCGCGCAGCACCAUGGCCUUCGGUAGUAGCGGUGGUUUCGGCAACCAGUCUAUGUCCUCAGCUGCAGGAGUGGAACCCAUCGCGGAGAAGAUUCCCACCACGCCCGCCAGGGACACUCGUCCAACAACCCGUUCAGCGAUGAAGCUCGGCUCCCGCGGCACGGACGCGGAGUCCUUCGUGUCCAAACUGCGGAGCGAGGGGGACGCCGCCGCCGCAGUCACCCCCACCACCCAACCCGACGUCAAACCCGGGGCUCUACCCGCGCCCGACCAGAAAGAUGUUCACCUGAGAUUUGAGGAGAGGCUGAACCUGGUAGCCGGACGUGAUGGCGACAUACAGAGUUUCGAGCUCUCGGGUCUCCUGACACUGCGCAUCAGCAACGAGCAAUUCGGCCGCAUACACGUACACGUCGAUAACAAGGACACCAGGCCGUUGCAGUUACAGACUCACCCCAACGUCGACAAAGAGGCGUUCCGAUCCAGCGGCGUGAUAGGCUUGAAGCAGGCGCAGAGACCGUUCCCCCUACACUCUGAUGUCGGCGUACUCAAAUGGCGUCUUGCUACCGCCGACGAUAAGCUGGCUCCUAUCUCAGUCAACUGCUGGCCGUCAGAGGGCGCCAACGGCGGCUGCGACGUCAAUAUCGAGUAUGAACUCGAACAGGAUCAUCUUACCCUGCAAGACGUCACUAUCAACAUUCCUCUGCCAACCGGCAACAGCUCAGUAGUGGUCCACCAAUGGGAGGGCAGCUAUGCGCAGAAAGGCCGCAACCUGAUCUGGAGCAUUCCACUCAUCGACAAGCAACAUAAGUCUGGCAGUCUUGAGUUCACGGUGACCCCAGCGAUCCCCAACGACUUCUUCCCGCUGACCGUCUCCUGGAGCUCGGACACCACCCUGGCGCUGCUGACCGCCACCCGCGUGUCGCAGGCGGCCGACGGCUCGCCCGUCGACUACUCGCAGGAGAUCAGCUUCCAUCCCGACAAGUAUGAGAUCGUCUAGGUGCGUUUUUAUGGUAACAUUCCAUUUCUGACUGCAGCUGCACUACUAGUACUGAACGCGUCGCUGUCAUUGUCAAUUUCCAUAGUAAAAUGAACAGUAAUGCAGCUGUCGUUGGAAAUGGACUGUCACCUUUAGAUUCAAUGGCAGUUUUGCAAACUCGUAAUGGCAAUGAGAUUCACGUGAACCUUGUCUUUCGUUCGUUCUUUGAUAAUGUAUGUAUACCGGGUGUGGCCUGUAAUACGAGCAAAAAAUUAAACUGUAGGCUGUACUCCUCAUACUGAUCAACAUUUGUUCAGAGACUUUUAAAAAUAACUUGUGGUUUGAUUUUUAAUACACUUUAAAGUUUAUUCUAAGACGCAAUGUAUUGCGAAUUUUGUUAUGUUUAAGGCGUGACAAGCAACGUGAAUCACAAUGAUAUGGCGUGGCGAUGGCGUCCAUUGAAGAUAAUAUUUAUUUUGUAUGAAAAAUAGGGAGUCUAAAUACUUCAUAAUUUUUUAAAGUUGUUGAACAAAAGUGUUAGCGGAUGAGGAUUCUAUCUUUUAAAUAUUUGCUUGUGUUACAGGCCACACCCGGUAGAUAUAAUGCAUAAUUGUUUUCCGUCGUAUUUUCUCGGAAACGUUCGUAUUUGUCAUGCUACUCCAGUCAACGUCAGUACUUUUUGUACCGAGACUGACUGAAAUAGCAAGACACUUUAAAUGUCGAAAAUACGAUGGAAAAUAAUUAUGCUACACACAUCUAUUCUGUAACGUAGUAUCAUGGCUAUUAAGUGUUUGUGAAAUAAAAUAUUACACAUUUAAAUUAAGUUAAAAUUGUUUAUUCAUUUAUUUUAUUGUAGUUAAUAUUCCAUUUUCACGUAAGUGAGGACACUUUGUAAAACACUGAUAACAUAUUUUUUAGUUAAAAAAGCAUUAUAAAAUGUGUGGAUUCUACAUGCCUAAACGGUAAGAAAUAGUAAGAAUGUCUACUUUUUAAUAUAAUUGAUAGAUUUAAAUAAGUUUCUUAUGAAAUGAACGCAUAACGUUCGAAAUAACACAGGUUCCAGAAGAUAUAUAUCUAAACCUAAAUUGAUUUUAUUAAUAUAAAAUAGCUAUAAAAACUGUAAAAUAUUAUAACAUUAUCAAUAAACAUUGAGAAUAUAA